Molecule: messenger RNA, 1830 nt
Organism: Rhodamnia argentea
Lineage: Eukaryota; Viridiplantae; Streptophyta; Magnoliopsida; Myrtales; Myrtaceae
Product: L-type lectin-domain containing receptor kinase IX.1-like
Exons: 1
Coding region: 1-1830 (609 amino acids)
Biological process (GO): protein phosphorylation
Cellular component (GO): plasma membrane
Molecular function (GO): ATP binding; protein kinase activity; carbohydrate binding
Source: RefSeq, a predicted model, not a curated record
AUGCCCCCUAACCUAUAUCUCAGCCCAAUGCUACCGAACCAUGACCCGAGCGGGGAUUGCGGGCAAGCUACGUAUUCCAGGGAAGUGCAUCUUUGGGACAAGGCCGCAGGGAAUGCGGCAGAUUUCACUGCCCAGUUUGUAUUCGGCAUGGAAUCUCAAAAUAGGAACACUUCCGGCGACAGGUUGGCUUUCUUUGAUGCUCCUCCGGGCUCGGCCGUGUCAUGUGACUUGGGAGGAGAAUGUCGAGGUCUCCCCAAGGGUUCUUUCGUCGCGAACAGGGUUGACACUUUCAAGAAUCCCUGGGAUGGGGAUGUGCCACAUGUUGGUAUAGAUUUAAACAACAUCAGGUCCGCAGCCAAUGUCACCGUCACAUGGUUGAACGGAACCAUGGAUGGCCGAUUGGUUAAUGCUUCGAUAACAUACGACUCAAAGGCGAAAAAUUGGAGCGUUAUCUUGGUGGAUGCUAAUGGGAAUUCCAAUAACUCAGUCAGUCUUCACUAUGCCCCACUAGACUUAAGUGAGUAUUUGCCAGAGUGGGUCGAUGUUGGUUUCUCAGCUGCGACUGGAGCUGCAUAUGAGUUUCACAUGGUCCACUCAUGGGAAUUUAGCUCCAGUUUGCGCCUUUGGCCGGAAAAGACUGCUUUAUCUUUGUUGCAGUGGCUGCUCAUAGCCAUCGGCAGCAUCGGUAUAUUGGCAGUGAUCAUUCUCGCUUCAUUUGCCUGGGUACGUUAUAGGCCAAAAGGCAACCGUCCAUACCCGAUCAGUGAUUUGCCAGAGGGAGAUAAUGGACCUAAGACAACCAAAGGGAACGGAUCGAGACCGGGAGAGGUGGAGGAAGCUGGCCAUCGUAGCGUGAAAUUAACUGAAGAGCUCGAGAAUUUCUGUGGACCCAAGAAGUUCUCCUAUGAAGAGUUGACGACCGCGACCGAUUCUUUCGCACAGGGCAGGAUCUUGGGGAAAGGCGGUUUCGGGAUGGUGUACGAAGGGCACAUAAGAGACGGUCGCACAAGGAUCGCUGUAAAGAUAAUAAAACCCAAUUCACACCAAGGGAAAAAGGAGUAUGUAUCCGAGGUGAUGUCGUUAAGCCAACUUAGGCACAAAAACUUGGUGCAACUCAUAGGCUACUGUCACGAGGCGGAUAACUUGGCCCUGGUUUACGAGUUCAUGAGAGGAGGUAGCUUGGAGGAUCAUCUGUUUAACAGCAGAACCUUGUUGACGUGGGAAAGGAGGUAUAACAUCGCCUGGGGACUGGCCUCGGGGCUGCACUACCUGCACGAACAAUGCAAUCAAUGCGUGAUCCACAGGGAUAUCAAAUCCAGCAACACUAUGCUCGAUGAAAAGCUCAACGCCAAAUUGGGAGAUUUCGGAUUGGCCAGGCUGGUCGACCAUGCCAGAGGGCCAGACACAACCGAAUUGAUAGGAACACCGGGUUACUUGGCUCCGGAAUGCUAUCAAACAGGUAAGGGAACUAAGGAAUCCGACAUCUACGGUUUCGGAGUGGUCCUUUUGGAAAUAGUAUGUGGGAAAAGAGUCUUCGACUCGGAACUAGCAGAGCAAAGCCUCGGCCUCGUUCAGUGGGUUUGGAAGCUUUAUGGGUGGCGGAGCUGGAGCCGGACCAGGCGCUGGCACAGGAAUUUUCUCGGUGCAGUGGACAAAAGGCUCGGCAAGGAUUUCGACGGGAAACAGGCGGAGGCCUUGAUGAUUGUGGGGCUGUGGUGUGCUCAUCCCGUUGCUGCGUCUCGGCCUUCGGUCGAAGCGGCAAUGUCCGUCUUGGACUUGAAAGCAGAGCCUCCCAAGCUCCCCUCGAAGAUGCCAGUCUUCAACAUAUAA